Messenger RNA from Sceloporus undulatus (fence lizard), 1125 nucleotides. RefSeq lists its product as uncharacterized. The transcript is spliced from 6 exons. Bases 358 to 864 code for a protein of 168 amino acids. The record is from RefSeq and is a predicted model, not a curated record. Lineage: Eukaryota; Metazoa; Chordata; Lepidosauria; Squamata; Phrynosomatidae.
CUCUCAAACUGGAUUAUUUCCGCAGUGUGGUUCGGAUUUAGAUUGCGUUUCAUUCCCCCUUCUAUUAUGCAAAUGGAACGUUCCAAGACGGACUCCGUCAAGUGACGUCACUUCCGGUGCGAGCGCCGCAUUUCCGGCGUGAACCAGAAAUCCCCUUAGCGUUGAGCCAGUGCGGCUAAAAGCGGUCUCUAAGAUGGGCUCCGUCGUCGGUGACGUCACUUCCUGUGCCGGCGCCGCAUUUUCGUCGGAAGCCAAAAGCAAGAAAGUGGAGCGUGCGUAAAGGUAUUUUGACAUCCAUGGAGCCUCCAGGGGCUGAAGCCUAGUUCAGGAACUGAGGAAUGGCAACAAGCUGUCCCAAUGCUUCUCUCCAGCCUGGCUAUAGGGAACAAACUGGAUUUCAAGCUGUGUGAUCAAACUCCAUCGUUGAACCCUCCACCAGACCUCCCUUUUGCUGCCACUUUGUUCCUGCCCCUCCCUGCCAUCGUUUUCUUGGUUGUUGGCUCCUACCUGCUACUCCUUGCCCUGGUUCUGGUCCUCCGUCAGUGUCUUCUGGUAACUCGGGGAUUGGAUGGAGACAGUUUAAAAGAGCAAAAAGCCAGAGGUCUUUGUGCCAAUUGCUGUUCUUGUGAAAAGAGGACUUGGCCAAACAUGUGUGAAUGUUGUAUGGCUUGUGCAGAGUCAUGUGACUGUGUGCUGCCCUCUCCAGCCCGCUGUCUGGAUCGUUGCUGUUCCUGCACAAAUGGCUGGGAGCCAGGGACAUGCUCCUUUCCUCGCUUGUGUCCUCUCUGUGACUGUGCCUGCACCUACCAGCCCCCGGACUGUCAGAACAUCAACUGCAUUUGUUUUGAGAUCAAAUUGCGUUAAGAGACUCCAAGCCUUAAAAAAAAAAAAAAGAUAGGGAAAUAUGACUCUUCCUCAGAGCUGUAGGUUGCCAUGAGGAUCUCUUCAUAUAAAUGGUGGACAUGUAGAAUGGGCAUUGGCUCAGGCUGGCAAAAUCAAGUAUCCCAAUGCAAGGGAGACUUCUUUUUUCUGUUGAUUUUUUACUGCUGUCAUUUUUAUAAUGUGUGUUUGAUAUUAUUGUUUUUAUAAGAAUUGCUGCAUUUUAUAAUAAAGCAAAUUACACAG